AUGACCCAUGUUGACCCAUCUGUGCUCGGCAAAGGUCGACCAGUGCCAACUCCACUACAGGGCGUGAAGGUGGGACCCUGUGUAGAUGAUUCCCAGCAGGCCAAGGCGAAGGCUGCUGCGUCCCCGGUGGAUCUGCUGGACAUGGGCGAAAAGUCAGGCCCCUCAGUCCCGGUGAAGGCGGUCCCGGAGACGGAUCUUCUGAACUUCGAUGCUACGCCGGCGGCAGCUCCCCAGAAACGCCAGGAGACCGAUCUAUUAGGCUCCGGAGGCGGCGACUUGCUGGGCCUUUCUGCACCAUCCGCACCAUCCGCACCAUCCGCUCAGGCGAACGACCUGUUGAGCGCGAUGGCCGGAGCACCUUUGGACUUUGGAGCGCAGGCAGCACAG
Cladocopium goreaui is the source of this 387-nucleotide messenger RNA. Lineage: Eukaryota; Dinophyceae; Suessiales; Symbiodiniaceae. The record is from the annotation of a GenBank genome assembly.